Molecule: messenger RNA, 1642 nt
Organism: Musca vetustissima
Lineage: Eukaryota; Metazoa; Arthropoda; Insecta; Diptera; Muscidae
Exons: 5
Coding region: 158-1642 (494 amino acids)
Source: RefSeq, a predicted model, not a curated record
GCUAUCCAUAGAAAAUUUGGCAAAUGAAAAUCUAACAUCACUACAAAAUAAAGGACGUCGUCAAUAUGCAGCAUUGCAAGAUAUUGAUAAAGAAGUAGUGGAGCGACUUAUCAGACAAUGGGCACCUGUGGUAUGGUUGGCACCGGAAGAGAAAUUUAUGCCAUUGGGAGUAGAGGAAUUCUUGGCGCAUGUACAUCCUGAGAGCAAAGACAACUCGUUUACACCGGGAAUAUCAUUUGGUGAGAAUUCGGAGAAAUCAUAUUUGGUAACAAAUGCAGAAAUUGAUCAAUUAUUGGAAAACGAAACAUCAUUUAUAUAUGGACGUAAUCCAAAUGUAUCGCCAGUUCCCAUAUAUGCUGUGGUUACAUUAUGUCACACGGAACAAUUACCCUUACCAAAUACGGAACCGACAUUUAACCAAGCAAAUAUAAAUUUACAACAACCGCCUAUAAACCCAAUAAACUAUGCUGCACCUCCUAUACAUGGUCCUGCUGCCGGUUCACCAGUUGUCCCUUUAGCCUUAGUACAACAACAAAGAUAUGCGCCCACACCUGUGGAAAUUACUAAAGCCACACGAGGACCCUACAUACCAGUGACACUGGGACCACAAGACCAAUUCAACAACACCAUAAGACGUUCGUCUCGUUUGUAUCCCCUUUUCAAGAGGGUUAGACGUAACAUUACUCCCGUAUAUCCCAACAAUUUAGCAACACCCCAAUUACCAAUUACACCAUUCGAUUUGGUAAUGGGUGAAAGUGCUCCAGCAUCUGAAAUGUUAACAGCACCAAUUGCAGUAGCAAAAAAGGAAUCCGAUGCCACAGACAAUAAUGAGAAUGUUAAUAAUUUUAUUGCCAAUUUAUCGGAUAAUGUCAAAUUCAGUAUACCUAUCAAUGAACAGGAAAAUGUAUUGGCCAAUGAAAAUAAACCACAACAAACAUUUGCCUAUAGAGAAGGUACUCCGGUGCCUUCAUUUCAUGUCACCUACUGGAUGUUCUAUCCAUAUAGUCAGGGCAAAAAUAUGUGUACAUUGAAAUUGGGACCAUUUGGUCGCAUACCAUUUCCGGCCGUCUAUGGGUACUGUUUGGGACGAAAGAAAGACAUUGGCAGUCAUAUUGGUGACUGGGAACAUAUGACUUUGUAUUUUACUGGAGCAGCGGAACCGGAAGCCAUGUAUGUUUCAGCACAUGACGCAGGUGCAUAUUAUACAUAUAAUCGACUGACAGGCUCUUUUGAAUUUAAAAGACAGGAGACAAGGAAGGGUAUUUUACAAAGGCCCAAUUUUCCAAAAACUGUAACGACCUUUAAUGAUCAUCCCGUUCUAUUUGCAGCAAAGGGUUCCCAUGGUUUAUGGACAGCACCUGGAAAACAUCGUUUUGUCAAAGUCGCUCGUUUAUAUGAUAUAAAUGGAUUCGGUACACCAUGGAAUACUUGGAAAAGUGUCACAAUAACAUACGAAAAUUUAAAAUCAUAUGGACGUUCAUUGACACCCACUUGGCUUUCAUUCAAAGGCAAGUGGGGUAACCCGAAAAGUAAAUGUCAUCCAUUAAGGCGUAUCGGUUUGAAUUUUUGCGAGUACACCGAUGGACCAACUGGUAUACCACUGAAAGAACCACAUUUUCAAUGUGGCGCCUCCUAUAGAUAA